This is a messenger RNA of Paramecium sonneborni, 1195 nucleotides long. The record is from the annotation of a GenBank genome assembly. NCBI's taxonomy places the organism in Eukaryota, Ciliophora, Oligohymenophorea, Peniculida, Parameciidae.
AUGCUUUAAAGACAUUCUGAAACUAUUGAAUAUAUGAGAGAAUGCUUUAGAUAAAAAAUACUGAGAGAACAAAGAGAGGCCAUCUUUAAAAAUAAAAGAAAACCAUUAGAUUGUUAGAAACAAUGUGUCUACAAGAAUGAUUCUUUAAAUAACUAAUUUAAUUCUUUAUAAUUAGGAGAUAGACAAAAUAACAAUGAAAUAUAAGUCAACACAUUAGAUAAGAAUCAUUAAGAGAUGAAUAUUUAAUAAUAGAUGCUUUAAAUUUUAAAUGCUGAAUUUAUAAAUAAUUUCAAAUUAAUUAAAUUAGAAACCAAUUUAUUAGUUUCUUUGAAAUAAUUUCCAGCUUUUAGUAAUGAAGAAUAAUUGACUCUCUGGUUUCAAUUAAUUGAAUAGAUUAUAAUAUCAUCAGACUUUUAAAACAUUAUUAUAAAUAUAGCACAAUUAGAAUAAGUUAUUAAUUAGGCAAUUUAAUUAAAAAAAUUUGAUUCAUUAUUUAGAAUUUUAAAUUGCCUGCUGAAAUUAGUAUAAUUAAAUGAUAUUAGUAUAUUAAAAUAUUUUGAAUGUGAGUAGAUGUAUGAAUACUUAAUAUAUGCAUUACAAAAUUAAUAAAUAAAUGCAAUAAUAAUUUGUGAAAAAUUACUUGAAAUUUCCUAAUAUGGAACAAUAUUCUUAAUAAGACAAGGAUUAUUGGAUUACAUAUACAAUUUUUUUUUGCAAAACUUUUAAUUCAAGAAUUUCUUCAUAAUAUUAUUAGCAAAGAUUAAUUGUUUAAAUGUGGAAGAAGUAGUAACUAAUUUAAUCAGAUCAAAAAUAUUUAACGAAAUAAUGAAUCUUCAUGGAAGUGAGAUAGAUGGUCAUGGAUAUAAAUGUAUAGGAGUUCUAUUAUAAAGUUUAAUAUAAAAAGUAAAUAAUAAAGAUUUGUUAAAUUAACUAAUAUACAAUUCAAAUUUGAUGUGUAUGUUAUAAUAGAUUUUGGGUUUAUAUCAUAAUGAAGAUCUGAUAUUAAUGGGGAUUCAAAUAUUAUAGAUGAUCUUCAGUAAAUCAAGUAAAGAUUGUAUACAGGAAUUCAAAAAAGUAAAGUAAUAAUUUUAUAAAAUAGGAUAUUCCAUAGAUAUUAUUGCAGUUAUAUUUUUUGAAGAAGUUUUGUGUAGAGAAUACCAUUUCCGAUAAGUUAAAUUAAUUAAUUGAAUAUUGA